Molecule: messenger RNA, 2172 nt
Organism: Maylandia zebra (zebra mbuna)
Lineage: Eukaryota; Metazoa; Chordata; Actinopteri; Cichliformes; Cichlidae
Gene: trim55b
Product: tripartite motif containing 55b
Biological process (GO): regulation of microtubule cytoskeleton organization
Cellular component (GO): cytoplasm
Molecular function (GO): zinc ion binding
Source: RefSeq, a predicted model, not a curated record
CAACAUGGUAAAAAGGUGUCGAGAACUACGUGUUUUCAGUAGAGAUUUUCAGAUGCUAUCAAUAAUUUUAGAUCUAAAAGUCACAUGGGUCAUAUGAUUGCAUCUCUUGCUAAAUCACUCGCCCCCACCCUAUGAAACGCAUAGCUACAUUGCACCCAGCGUAGAAGAGGCUGGGGAUGGGCUGCUGUUCAGCACUGCCCUACUUAGUUUCAAAUAUGGACAAGGCAAAAAUGGCAACCUUAGACGUGACAGCAGUAGCUGCUAAAAACAGAACUGACACAGAGGAGAUAGGAGUCUACACCCUCUAGGACAAACAUAACAGGCCUACUACUUAGCCUGAAGCUGGGCCUAUGAUAGACUGCUUUUAGAAAGGACUUCAUACUAAACUUUUCAGACUUUUUAAGUUGUUUAGUUGUGUUUGAAAUCGUUGACACCAUGGACAACUUGGAGAAACAGCUGAUUUGUCCAAUAUGCCUGGAAAUGUUUACAAAGCCUGUGGUCAUCCUACCCUGCCAGCACAACCUGUGCAGAAAAUGUGCCAAUGAUGUUUUCCAGGCUUCAAACCCGUACCUUCCAACAAGAAGCGGCUCGUUGACCUCUGGUGGCCGUUUCCGAUGCCCGUCCUGCAGACACGAGGUGAUUCUGGACAGGCAUGGUGUUUACGGCCUGCAGAGGAACCUGUUGGUUGAGAAUAUCAUUGACAUGUUCAAACAAGAAUCCAGCAGCAGCAAACCAGCACCAGAGAAAAAGGAAGAAACGCCCAUGUGUGAUAUUCACGAGGAUGAAAAGAUCAACAUUUACUGCGUGACCCACGGUGUGCCCAUAUGCUCCAUGUGCAAGGUCUUUGGAGCCCACAAAGACUGCGAGGUGGCUCCUCUCAGCAGCAUCUACCAGACGAAGAAGACGGAGCUGAGUGACGGGAUUGCCAUGGUGGUUGGUAACAACGACAGGAUGCAGGGCAUCAUUAGUCAGCUAGAGGAAGCCUGUCGUGCCAUAGAGGAGAACAGUCGGAGACAGAAGACUCUGGUUUGUGAAAAGUUUGACCACCUGUACUCUAUCCUGGAGGAGAAAAAGAGGGAGAUGAGUCAGAAGGUGACAGGCGAACAGGAAGAGAAGGUAAACUAUAUCCGGGGCCUGACAAGGAAAUAUGGAGACCAUCUGGAGGAGAGCUGUAAAAUCUUGGAGAUGGGGAUCCAGACUAUGGAUGAGCCAGAAAUGGCUUUAUUCCUGCAGAACACAAAGCCUCUCCUCAAAAAGAUUGAAGAGGCAUCCAGUGCAGCGCACCUGGAUAAAGUAGAGCUUGGCUACGAGAGUAUGGAUCACUACAAAGUCGACUUCAAGAAAGAGGGCAAGGCCCUGCGGAGCAUCGACUUCAUCCAAGAUGACAAAGAUGAGGAUGAAGAAGAUGAGGCUGCAGGAGCCGGUGCUGAGGAAGGAGAAGGAUCACAAACUGUUCCUGGAGGUGCUGUUUCAGCCACCUCUGCCCAGCCUUCUGCACCCCCACAGCAGAUGAGCUCCUCCCCCAGCGCACCCACGAGCACUCCCUCAACUUAGCUGUCAGCCAUCGGCCCUGACAACACCUAAACCAGAAGCAGGAUUGAUUGUUGCUCCUAAAUGUUGACCUCAGGUCAGCUGUGAUACAUUUUUAGCCACGAGGGGAACCUAAUCUGUGUAUGUAGAUCUUAAGGAAGGCAGAGAUGUUUUACUUCUGCCUCUUUUGUUGUGAUUGGUCUAUCACAGCAUUCGGACUGAUUUAAUCUCUUUUUCUCUUAUUAAAAAAAGAUGCUUUAGUUCCUCCUUUUCAUUUUGAACAUGCUUAAUGACAGAGGGACUUUGACUGUCAUUCAGCUCUUUGCAGAAUUCAGAUGUACUCAAAUAUUUUUUUUAUGUGGUUGACCUUUUGAGACUUGCUCCUUAAACUCCAUCAUUAAAAAAACAUAAUAGGAGAGCCGCUGGUUCUCCUCCCUGUUGUAUACUUCUUGAUGACUGAUAUAACUCUGUGAGUAAUGUAGCAGAGUGAUAAAAUGAGCACUGUGACAUUUCAGUAUUUCCUACAUCGGGCUGCUUGCGUUAUGUUUAAUAUUCUUCAUUGUAAUGUGGCACAGGUAUUAUUUCCCAUGAUGAUAUAUAUGAUACAUGCAUAUUAUAUACAUUAAAAAUGAUUUGACUAAA